Messenger RNA from Nicotiana attenuata, 2334 nucleotides. RefSeq names its product CBS domain-containing protein CBSCBSPB3. Gene Ontology annotation, molecular function: protein binding. Bases 324 to 2069 code for a protein of 581 amino acids. Lineage: Eukaryota; Viridiplantae; Streptophyta; Magnoliopsida; Solanales; Solanaceae. The transcript is spliced from 15 exons. The record is from RefSeq and is a predicted model, not a curated record.
GAUGCUAUCCAGGAUCAGAAAAGCAAGAGCGCCGAGAGGGGAGAGAAAGAGAAGGGAGAGAGAGCAGAAGAGAGGUUUGGGUUGAGGCUCGACGCACAAGUCUUCCCUCCCAAAAUUCCCUAUACCUUACUGAAUUCUUUCUCCAUUUUAAUAAUCCAGAAAACCGAAUAAUUCCUCUCUUUUUCUGCCUCUAUUAUUUACUUGUAGCUGAUGCCGUGUUGCUUGCUUUGAAAUAUUCCCAGAAAAUCAAAUUGCUGUUUUAUUUUUUUUCAUCAUAAAAUUAUUAUGUGUGUGUGUAGAUUGGUGUUUUCGCAAAAAUAAAUAUGAGUAGUCAAGUGCCUCCAGCGCCCAGGCGCAAUAGUUUGGUACAGAAACGAAACAUAUCAACUGUCAAGAAAUCUGUGAAUCAAUCUGAGAAUGGUACUAGCCAGAGCAAGCCCUCUUCUCCACCUCACUCGUCUGUUGCUGGGGAGAGAACAGUGAAGAAGCUGAGGUUAUCGAAGGCACUAACAAUUCCGGAGGGGACCACCGUGUCUGAGGCAUGUCGGCGGAUGGCAGCGAGACGAGUUGAUGCUGUUCUGCUAACUGACGCAAAUGCCUUACUCUCUGGCAUAGUAACUGACAAGGAUAUUGCGACUAGGGUUAUAGCUGAGGAGUUGAGGCCUGAGCAGACAAUUAUCUUGAAGGUCAUGACCAGGAACCCCAUUUUUGUGACUGCAGAUUCAUUGGCUAUCGAAGCCCUUCAGAAGAUGGUGCAAGGUAAAUUUCGCCAUCUUCCUGUUGUGGAAAAUGGUGAAGUUAUAGCAAUACUCGAUAUUACAAAAUGCCUUUAUGAUGCAAUAUCAAGGAUGGAGAAAGCUGCAGAACAGGGAAGUGCAAUUGCUGCAGCUGUUGAAGGAGUUGAACGGCAGUGGGGAAAUAACUUCUCGGCUCCAUCUGCAUUCAUAGAAACAUUGAGGGAGCGGAUGUUCAAGCCCUCUUUGUCAGCCAUUGUUUCUGAAAAUACUAAGGUGGCAAUAGUAUGCCCCUCAGAUCCUGUGUAUGUUGCUGCUAAGAAGAUGCGAGAAUUACGGGUCAACUCAGCUAUAAUUUCAGUUGGAAACAAAAUUCAGGGGAUAUUGACCUCAAAAGAUAUUCUCAUGCGUGUUGUAGCACAAAAUCUAUCCCCUGAGCUGACACUGGUGGAAAAGGUAAUGACACCAAGCCCUGAAUGCGCAACAUUAGAGACAACAAUACUUGAGGCUCUCCAUAUAAUGCAUGAUGGGAAGUUUCUGCACCUUCCCGUUCUCGAUAGAGAUGGAUGUGCCGUCGCCUGCAUAGACGUAUUGCAGAUAACUCAUGCAGCUAUAUCUAUGGUGGAGAGCAGCUCUGGUGCUGUCAAUGAAGUGGCCAAUACUGUGAUGCAGAAGUUUUGGGAUUCGGCACUUAACCUGGAACCACCAGACGAUUAUGAUACACUCAGUGAGAUGUCUAUGUCUCAAUUGAUGAUGUCAGAAGGGACAGAAGCUGGAAAAUCUGGAUAUCCAUCUUUGGGUCUUGGAAAUACAUUUGCUUUUAAAUUUGAGGACCUUAAAGGUCGUGUCCACAGAUUUAGUUUUGGCUCAGAGAAUUUAGUGGAGCUUGUUACUGUGGUUAUGCAAAGGUUAGGUGCAGUAGAUGAACAAAAUCGUCCUCAACUUUUGUAUGAAGAUGAUGAAGGCGAUAAAGUUCUGCUGACAACUGAUAGUGAUCUUGUUGGUGCAGUUAACCAUGCCAGAUCAGUAGGGCUAAAGGCCUUAAGAUUGCAUCUAGACUACUCUGAUGUAAACCAAGAAAAAUCAGAGCCAGAAUUGAGUACUACAUCUGUUGAGAAAGAUGGAUGGGGUUCACUGCACAUGGGGAUUUUUGCGGGCGCUGUUGUGCUAACAAGUGUUGGUGUAUUUGCCUACUUGAAGCGCACCAAUACAUGGACCAGGGCGAUAGUUCGAAGAUCGGCCCCGCAGUGUAUCAGAUCGAGAUAUGCGGAUAAGACGCCGAGUUCGAGAUUCGAAGCACCUGUUCAGGUCGAGGUCGAUGAUGAUCGAGAUUAAACAGGAUAGACAUCGAGCAAGACCGAAGAUAGCAUAAUAACGAGAAUGCGAGAUAUUCAUGACUGGCAGAGAAUUAUGGUGAAAAUCUCGGAACGGAUCACAUUAAGAGCGGUUAUUUAGCCCAUCAAGAGAUUUACUUCUGUAAUUAGAAUUGUACCAUAAAAAAGGAUUCCUCUACUAUAUAAAGAGGGACCUAAUCAUUUUUGUGACCAUUUGACAUUCACGCAUAUCAAAGCAAUACAAUAAUCUCCUCUCUUCUCUCUUA